AUGAGGCUCCCUAGGGGGCCUCUUGCGUCCCUCCUGUUCGUCGCCGUUUGCUGGCCACGGUGCGCGGCCUCCGAGCCGUGCCGGGCGGGCUUCGGGGAGGCUGAAGUGACCUUGGAGGCGGGAGGCGCAGAGCUGGGGCCAGGCCAGGCACGGGGAAAAGUUUUCACAGGCUGCCCUGGGCAAGAGUUAGCCCUCCUUAGCACUGAUGACAACGACUUUGCUGUGCUGAAUGAUGGAACAGUCCGGGUGAAACACCAUGUCCACCUGCAGGAUGGGAGAAGGACGUUCUCUGAGGAGAAGGCAUUGAAGAGCUUCCCAUCCAAACGUAUCUUACGAAGACGCAAGAGGGAAUGGGUGGCCCCGCCAAUUUAUGUCCCUGAGAAUGGCAAGGGUCCCUUCCCCCAGAGGCUAUAUCAGCUCAAAUCUAAUAAUGACAGAGGUACCAAGAUUUUCUACAGUAUCACAGGGCCUGGGGCUGAUAGCCCCCCCGAGGGUGUCUUUACCAUAGAGAAGGAGAACGGCUGGAUGUUGUUGAAUAAGCCACUGGACCGAGAGAUGAUCGCCAAGUAUGAGCUUUUUGGCCACGCUGUGUCUGAGAAUGGUGCCUCAGUGGAGGAGCCCAUGAACAUCUCCAUCAUUGUGACUGACCAGAAUGACCAUAAGCCAAAGUUCACCCAGGGUGUCUUUAGAGGGAGCGUCUUAGAGGGAGUACUCCCAGGUACUUCUGUGAUGCAGGUGACAGCCACAGAUGAGGAUGAUGCCAUCAGCACCUACAAUGGGGUGGUAGCUUAUUCCAUCCAUAGCCAAGAGCCAAAGGACCCACAUGAACUCAUGUUCACCAUCCACCGGAGCACAGGCACCAUCAGUGUCAUCUCCAGCGGCCUGGACCGGGAGAAAGUACCUGAGUACACACUGACUAUUCAGGCCACAGACAUGAAUGGAGACGGCUCCACCACCACGGCAGUGGCCAUAGUAGAAAUCCUUGAUGCCAACGAUAAUGCUCCCACGUUUGACCCCCAGAAGUACGAGGCCUGGGUGCCUGAGAACGCGGUGGGUCACGAGGUGCAGAGGCUGACAGUGACCGAUCUGGACUUCCCCAAGUCACCGGCAUGGCGUGCUACCUACCGAAUUGUGGGAGGUGAUGACGGGGACUAUUUUAACAUCACCACCGAUCCCGAGAGCAACCAGGGUAUCCUGAUGACCAGGAAGGGCUUGGAUUUUGAGGCCAAAAACCAGCACACCCUGUAUGUUGAAGUGACCAAUGAGAAUCCCUUUGUGGUGAAGCUCUCGACUUCCACAGCCACCGUAGUGGUCCAUGUGAAGGAUGUGAAUGAACCACCCAUGUUCGUCCCACCCUCCAAAGUUGCUAAAGUCCAGGAGGGCAUCCUCGCUGGGGAGCCUGUCUGCACCUACACUGCUCAAGACCCUGACAAGGAGAAUCAGAAGAUCAGCUACCACAUCCUGAGAGACCCAGCAGGGUGGCUGGCAAUGGACUCAGAGAGUGGGCAGAUCACUGCUAUGGGCGUCUUGGACCGCGAGGAUGAGCAGUUUGUGAAGAACAACAGCUAUGAAGUCAUAGUCUUGGCCACAGAUGAUGGGAGUCCUCCUACCACUGGCACAGGAACACUCCUGCUAACACUUAUCGACAUCAACGACCAUGGCCCAGUCCCUGAGCCCGGUCAGAUCACCAUCUGCAACCAAGACCCUGUGCCCCAAGUGCUGAACAUCACAGACAAGGACCUGUUCCCCCACACCUCCCCUUUCCAGGCCCAGCUCAUCCGCGACUCAGACAUGCACUGGAUGGCAGAGAUCAACGAGAAAGGAGACACAGUGGCCUUGUCCCUGAAGAAGUUCCUAAAGCAAGACACAUAUGACGUGCACCUUUCUCUGUCUGACCACGGCAACAAGGAACAGCUGACGGUGAUCAGGGCCACCGUGUGUGACUGCCAUGGCCAUGUGGAGACCUGCCCCGAACACUGGAAAGGGGGUUUCGUUCUCCCUAUCCUAGGGGCUGUCCUGGCUCUGCUACUCCUCCUGUUGGUGCUCCUCUUGUUGGUGAGAAAGAGGCGGAAGGGCAAGGAUCCUCUCCUGCUCCCAGAAGACGACACCCGGGACAACGUCUUCUACUAUGGUGAAGAAGGGGGUGGCGAAGAAGACCAGGACUAUGACAUCACCCAACUCCACCGGGGUCUGGAGGCCCGGCCUGAGGUGGUUCUUCGCAAUGAUGUGGCACCAACCUUCAUCCCCACACCCAUGUACCGUCCACGUCCAGCCAACCCAGAUGAAAUCGGCAACUUCAUCAUCGAGAACCUGAAGGCGGCUAAUGGCGACCCCACGGCUCCACCCUAUGACUCCCUGUUGGUGUUCGACUACGAGGGUGGUGGCUCUGAUGCGGCCUCCCUGAGCUCCCUCACCUCCUCAUCCUCUGACCAGGACCAAGAUUACGAUUAUCUGAGUGAGUGGGGCAGCCGCUUCAAGAAGCUGGCAGACAUGUACGGUGGUGGCGAGGACAACUAGGCCACCCUGCCAGCAGGGCCAGGAACUAAACCUCAGGCCACAGUACCCUCCUCCAAGGGGUCCCAGGUCCCCCCUUCAGCCAAGGACUUUGGAGCUUGUCAAGAAGUGGCCUUAGCAACUUAAGAGAGUCCGUGAGUCUGACUGUAAAGAAUUAGCAUCUAAGCCUUUCAGAAUGGAGGGAUGUGGGCAGAUUGACUUUAACACUGAAAACCUCUCAGCCUAGGUCAGGGUUGCCUUGGAGGCUGAAUUUCUGGAAGUUUCUCACCUGCUAUAAAAUGCUCCGCCCUGUGU
Messenger RNA from Trichechus manatus latirostris (Florida manatee), 2808 nucleotides. It is a transcript of the gene CDH3, whose product is annotated as cadherin 3. Gene Ontology annotation, cellular component: catenin complex; cytoplasm; plasma membrane. NCBI's taxonomy places the organism in Eukaryota, Metazoa, Chordata, Mammalia, Sirenia, Trichechidae. The record is from RefSeq and is a predicted model, not a curated record. The transcript has 16 exons. Gene Ontology annotation, biological process: cell-cell junction assembly; cell morphogenesis; calcium-dependent cell-cell adhesion. Bases 1 to 2517 code for a protein of 838 amino acids. Gene Ontology annotation, molecular function: calcium ion binding; cadherin binding.